Molecule: messenger RNA, 786 nt
Organism: Bubalus bubalis (water buffalo)
Lineage: Eukaryota; Metazoa; Chordata; Mammalia; Artiodactyla; Bovidae
Gene: CIROP
Product: leishmanolysin like peptidase 2
Source: RefSeq, a predicted model, not a curated record
AUGAGGAAGGAUUUGCCAGGCAAAGGCAGCAUGAAGUUAUUCCAGCCAAAGGAAUAUGACGUGUUUCCUGUGCGGCUUGUGUUAGAACGUCUGAAGUUGUGCAAGCUUAUGAGAAGGGCUGCCUCAGGCAGGUGUCUACAUGAUGAGACACAGAAGUCGAGCCUUCUCGGGCCUUUCUCCCAACUUCCCCCAAACUUCUGUUCAUUCUCCCUCACCUUCCCUGGUCCCCAGGAUCCUCAACCCCUCCAAACCCAAACCUGCCAUGGUGGAGAUCCUGUAUCAGAGGGAGCUUGGAAUCCUGAAGGAGAUGAGGUAAGAGGGGAAUCCUGAGCCCUGGCAGCAAGGACAGAGGCUGGAGAGAGAAAGCUGAAGAUCCCUCUAAGGCAAGGACCCCUGCUUCUGAAUCCAAACCCUGCACAAUACUGUCAUGCUGUCUGGGGAGACCCACACACCCCAAACUACCACAGUUGCAGCCUCUUGAAACCAGGAUAUGAAGGAGAGACUUGCUUGGAGGUGAAGGUCCCUGAUGCCCAUCUCCAUGGUUAUGCCUUGUGAUCAGGGCAGGAACCCCACUGCUGACCUAUCCAGAAAGGGGGGCCAGGGAUCCAAAACACUGAUUUCCUGUAUGUGUGCGUUGCCCACACUUCCAAGUGCCACCAAGAGGGGAGGAUCAAAUCAAAUCCCUUUUCUUGGCUCUGCAUCUCAAUCUUAGAUGUCAUGGGAAAGAAAGGGAGCAUACAAGCUGUUUUCAUUAAAUUGUGCUUUAUUGGAGGAAUUCCCUGGUGA